This is a messenger RNA of Haliotis rubra (blacklip abalone), 1243 nucleotides long. Its product is annotated as general transcription factor IIF subunit 2-like. Gene Ontology annotation, biological process: transcription initiation at RNA polymerase II promoter; transcription by RNA polymerase II. The record is from RefSeq and is a predicted model, not a curated record. Gene Ontology annotation, cellular component: transcription factor TFIIF complex. Lineage: Eukaryota; Metazoa; Mollusca; Gastropoda; Lepetellida; Haliotidae.
AUACGGAAGUUACAUCUGCGCAGACACGGAAGGUGACCGUGUUUUUUUUGCGAUUAGUUUCAUCCUCAACGAAGCGUAUGCUAACAAAAUGCAAACCGUGGAAAAAGCACACGAAACGCGCGAAGUAGAUUUGUCUGCGGCCCCAAGAGGCGUAUGGCUUGUAAAGGUUCCUAAGUAUCUGUCAGAAAGAUGGCAGAAGGCGCGGAGCAGCGAAGUGGGCAAGCUCCGGAUCACAAGACCGGCAAACCCUGGUCCAAAGCCAGAUGUCAUGUUCUCGCCUCACGAGUCCAUGCUGAAAGUUUCGAACCUGGACAAGCACAGGCCAAAAGAUCAUAAGUUUGUUCUAGCUGGGGUUGGUGUUCAAAAUCUGGUGGUCAUGUCACAGACGCCUAUAUUUGCUAAAGAUGGGAAUGGCGCCACCAAAGAAAAGGUUGCAGCUUCAUGGAUUGAGAGAUUGGUGGAUUGUAAACAAUUGGUGGCUUGGUGUUAUGCAUGCAAUGUCAAUGUGUGUUCCAGAGAGGGUUGCAGUAGAAGGGUUGCAAGGUGCUGCAGCGCUAUGGAGUGUCGACCUGUGGCUGAUGACAUCUAUAACAAACUCAAGAGACGUCACUGGGAGAUCCAGAACAAACCCAAGAGAGAGGUGAUCCAGCUGAGUGGAGUUGUCCAGUCCUACAAACCACGGAGUGCCUUUGCCACGCUGGAUGGGGACAAACGCAAGAAGGAGGAAAGCAAGAGGUCAAGGUUAGACCGCGAGAAGGUGCAGGACAUGCUGUUCAAUGCCUUCGAGAAACAUCAGUACUACAAUGUCAAGGACCUGGUCAAGAUCACCAACCAGCCUGUGCCGUACCUGAAGGAGAUCCUGAAAGAGAUCUGCACGUACAACAUGAAGGCUCCGCAUCGCAACAUGUGGGAGCUGAAACCAGAGUAUCGACAUUACAAGGAACAGAACGACUCCUAGCACCAGCUCCCGGACAUUGUCCGUAUUUAUUGAGUGACCCUUGGAUAUCCCAGGGGAAAACAGGCACAGCGCCAGACUUAUUCCAUAGGUACAAUAGGAGUUGCAAUCUCUGGUCACACCUGGCCUGUGGGUACUUCAGAGUGGUGCCUUCUGUCCAUGACAGAUGAGUACAUAAGGGUGCCGUCUCUACCCAUGCUUGUCCCGUGGGUACAUGAGGGGUGCCAUCUCUACCCAUGCUUGUCAGGUGGGUACAUCGGGAUGCCAUCUCUACCCAUGCUUGUCCCA